AUGGACUCACUCUCAUCGUCACCUCUGACACCUGCAACGUCAAUAGCACCACCGGCAACACCUCCACCACGCUCCUCAGCAAGAGCCAAUCCUUCCACUCCCUUAAUAAACCCACCAUCUUCAGAUUCAGAAUCAGAACAUGAAUCUCCAUUACUAAACUCUUUACAACUAUCACCAAACGAACAAUCCUACCUAGACCAAAUAAGCUCAGCUCCUCGCACCCCUGUCAGACCUCCCACCUUCACGAGGUCUCAUAAGCACACAAUGUCCAUACCUGCUUACAAGUUCCCAUCUUUGAGGAAUUUCAACGUGGUUAAUUCUUCACCAAGCACGCCAACGGGCUCCAGGGUGGAUAUUUUCAAAGAUGUCAAGAUUAAUGAAUUGCCGCAAGGUGGUGUGUCCAAGUUGCAGGGGAAUAGAUAUAGUGUGUAUGUACAGAAUGAGGAUUUUGAAAUACCGGAGAGGAAGAAAUGGUUUAAGCAUGGUAAGAAUAAUAGUUUUGGAAGUCCUGGUGGUUGGUUUCUAAAGAAUCAUAAAAAGAGUAGGAGUGAGUUUUAG
Molecule: messenger RNA, 558 nt
Organism: Hansenula anomala
Lineage: Eukaryota; Fungi; Ascomycota; Saccharomycetes; Phaffomycetales; Wickerhamomycetaceae
Exons: 1
Coding region: 1-558 (185 amino acids)
Source: RefSeq, a predicted model, not a curated record